AUGGACCUGGUUCCUCUGGUUCUGGUUCCUGUGAUUUCUGUGGUGCUGGUUCCUGUGGUUCCUCUGGUUCUGGUUCCUGUGACUUCUGUGGUUCUGGUUCCUGUGGUUCCUCUGCUGCCUCUGGUUCCUCUGGUUCUGGUUCCUGUGAUUUCUGUGGUGCUGGUUCCUGUGGUUCCUCUGGUUCUGGUUCCUGUGAUUUCUGUGGUGCUGGUUCCUGUGGUUCCUCUGGUUCUGGUUUCUGUGAUUUCUGUGGUUCUGGUUCCUGUGGUUCCUCUGGGUCUGGUUCCUCUGGUUCUGGUUCCUGUGAUUUCUGUGGUGCUGGUUCCUGUGGUUCCUCUGGUUCUGGUUCCUGUGAUUUCUGUGGUGCUGGUUCCUGUGGUUCCUCUGGUUCUGGUUCCUGUGAUUUCUGUAGUGCUGGUUCCUGUGGUUCCUCUGGGUCUGGUUCCUCAGGUUCUGGUUCCUGUGAUUUCUGUGGUUCUGGUUCCUGUGGUUCCUCUGGGUCUGGUUCCUCUGGUUCUGGUUCCUGUGAUUUUUGUGGUUCUGGUUCCUGUGGUUCCUCUGGGUCUGGUUCCUCUGGUUGUGGUUCUCUGUGUUGCGGUGACGCUACGGCUCUUCGGGUUGCCGUCCUUGUUGCUGUUCGCUGUGACGUCACUGCGGUAG
Molecule: messenger RNA, 660 nt
Organism: Amphiprion ocellaris (clown anemonefish)
Lineage: Eukaryota; Metazoa; Chordata; Actinopteri; Pomacentridae
Product: putative testis-expressed protein 13C
Exons: 2
Coding region: 1-660 (219 amino acids)
Source: RefSeq, a predicted model, not a curated record